GCUGCGCGUUUGGGGCGGGCCCAGGAGCAUUCGAAGAGACUAAGUUUCUGGGCGAGUAAACCGGGAUUUGCUUGGCACUGGGUGGAGCUCCGUGGCCAAACCGGACGGAUUCCGACUGGGGCGUGGGCCUGAGGCGGGGCUGUAGCGGUGGCACUGCUUUUGAGGACCGCGUAGCGGACAUGGCGAGCUCCCGGGUGCCACAGCAGCUUUUCCUGCAGGGUGUGGCCGCAGUCUACUUGUUCGCUUUUGCGUCCCUCUACACCCAGAUCCCAGGCCUCUAUGGCCCAGAGGGCAUCCUUCCUGCUCGAAGAACACUGCGGCCCCAAGGCAAGGGUCGGUGGCAGCAGCUGUGGGAAAGACCAACGCUGCUGUGGGAGGCACCAAAACUGGGGCUGGAUACUGCCCAGGGUCUGGAUCUACUGACUCUAUUGGGCACCGUGCUAGCCCUGGGUGCCCUGCUCCUGAACUCCCUGCGACAUCCCUUGAUCUACCUGCUGCUCUGGGCUGCCUACCUAUCAGUGUGCCAGGUGGGCCAAGUGUUCCUUUAUUUCCAGUGGGAUUCCCUGCUGCUGGAGACGGGCUUCCUGGCUAUACUGGUAGCCCCACUGAGGCAGCCAUCCAAGCACAAGGUCCCCCAGGGUGGAUUAGCAGGCGCCUCACUCCAUGAGGACCUCCCAUUCUGGCUCGUGCGCUGGCUGCUGUUCCGACUCAUGUUCGCCUCUGGUGUAGUCAAGCUGACCAGCCGCUGUCCUGCGUGGUGGGGACUCACUGCCCUCACCUACCACUAUGAGACACAGUGCCUGCCCACACCAGCUGCCUGGUUUGCCCACCACCUGCCUGUCUGGCUGCACAAGCUCAGCGUGGUGGCCACCUUCCUCAUCGAGAUUGCAGUUCCCCCUCUGUUCUUUGCCCCCAUUCGCCGCCUACGAUUGGCUGCCUUCUAUGCUCAGGCAUUACUGCAAAUCCUGAUUAUCAUUACUGGCAACUAUAAUUUCUUCAACCUGCUAACCUUGGUACUCACCACUGCCCUCCUGGAUGACCGUCACCUGUCUGCAGAGCCUGGCCACAGGUACCACAAGAAGAUGCACACCUCCUGGCCCAAGACCCUGCUGACCAUGUUGUCCCUGCUGCUGGAGCUGACUGUCUAUGGGCUGCUGGCCUAUGGCACCGUGCACUACUUUGGCCUGGAGGUUGAUUGGCAGCAGGAUAUCAUCGUCUCUAAAACCACCUUCACCUUCCACCAGUUCUCCCAGUGGCUGAAGAUGGUAACCCUGCCUACUGUGUGGCUGGGGGCAGCCUCCCUGGCCUGGGAGUUGCUUAUCGCCCUCUGGAGGUGGAUUCAUGUACAAGGAUGGCUGCGGAAGUUCUUUGCCAGUAUCCAGCUCUCCAUCCUGGGCACCGCCACAGUGGCUUUGUUCUUGAUCAGCCUAGUAGGUAACCCUGUGGAGAAUGGGGUUGGGGGAAGAUGGGGCAGGACUGAACUGUGGCCUGCUUGCCUGCAGGUACCUUACUCCUACAUGGAGCCUGAGACCCACGGGCGUCUCUGGACUGGAGCUCAUCGCCUGUUCAGUUCCGUGGAGCAUCUCCAGCUAGCCAACUCAUACGGCCUUUUCCGUCGGAUGACUGGUCUGGGUGGGCGGCCUGAAGUGGUGCUGGAGGGCAGCUAUGACGGACACCAUUGGACAGAGAUUGAAUUCAUGUACAAACCCGGGAAUGUGAGUCAACCACCCCCUUUCCUGAUCCCCCAUCAGCCGCGCCUUGAUUGGCAGAUGUGGUUUGCAGCCCUUGGCCCACAUACACACAGCCCCUGGUUCACCAGCCUGGUGCUCCGUCUCCUGCAGGGCAAGGAGCCAGUGAUCCGGCUGGUCCAGAACCAGGUUGCCAAGUAUCCCUUUCAUGAGCGGCCACCCACCUACCUGCGGGCCCAGCGCUAUAAGUACUGGUUCUCACAGCCCGGGGAGCAAAACCAGUGGUGGCACCGCCAGUGGGUAGAAGAAUUCUUCCCACCUGUAUCCCUGGGGGACCCAACGCUGGAGACGCUGCUCCAACAGUUUGGGCUUCAGGAUAAGAGUCCACCCCGGACCCGCAGCCCCAGCAGUACCCUAGCUCAGACGCUGAACUGGGUGCGGAUGCAGCUGUCUCCUCUGGAGCCUUCUAUCCUGCUAUGGGGGCUCUUGGGGGCAGUGGUGACUAUCCGAGUCAUGCGGACCCUACUGGCUCCCCGCCCACUCCAGUCCUCAAAACUGGCUAGAGAGGAAAGACGCAAGCAAACUCCCAAGAAGGAUUCCAGAGCUACCUCUGAGCGGGCUGGCCUGGCUCCCAACAGCAACAGCAGUGACUCCUGGGUCCCCCGGCGUAAAAAAUAGCUUCAUGUACUGUCAGCCCAGCUACAUGUCCUGACAGAGUCAGAUCCCCGGGAUUCCAGCACAUACCAUGACAGAGCCCAGCCACUGUGCCUUAGCCAGUCCUGCCAGGGCAGAUGCAGACUGGAGCGCUACCCCUGAGGAUAACCUGGUGUUACUUGAGAGCCCUACUUGUCCCUCUAUGCCAACCACACUCUUCACUAGUCACCUUCUACUGUCUUGGCAGCCAACCCAGAAGUGGGCAUGAGGGCAGCUCAGGACCUUUCCUGAAACACUGUAAUCAAUGUACCCAUAGGUGCAAAGGCCUGAGUCUGGAGCUCCUACCCAGCCCCGCUGUGGAAAGGGUGAGCUAGGCCUCCUGAGGAUAGGAGCCAGGGGUGGUGGGUCCAUGACACAGGGCCGGCCUGCCCCUGAGACAGCACCAAUAAAGGCACCAUUUCUACAUACCCAUUUACUGGUGGUUUCUUCCUUCUGAGGAGACCUGAGGACAGUGGUACAGCCUAGACUGGUUAUUAAAUGGGCUCCUUCCUUGUCAUUCAAUGUUCUCCAUAAAAUAAACAAAAAGGCAGCCUGGCAGUGGCGGCACAUGCCUUUAA
Acomys russatus (golden spiny mouse) is the source of this 2959-nucleotide messenger RNA. RefSeq names its product lipase maturation factor 2 (gene Lmf2). Bases 180 to 2366 code for a protein of 728 amino acids. Gene Ontology annotation, biological process: protein maturation. Gene Ontology annotation, cellular component: endoplasmic reticulum membrane. The transcript is spliced from 13 exons. NCBI's taxonomy places the organism in Eukaryota, Metazoa, Chordata, Mammalia, Rodentia, Muridae. The record is from RefSeq and is a predicted model, not a curated record.